UACAGCAGGCUCAGGAGUUAAAGAUGGUGCAUUUCCUUCUUUCACAGUUAUUACACACGUGAGUUUUUGUACGAAGAUUUUCGUCGUUAAUUCUAUUUUAGCUGAGGAUGGAACACACUGAAAAAUUUAAAUUGAACUUUAAGUAAUAAGCAGUUCAUCCCUAAAGCUCUAUUACUAUGAAUGUGCCUAAAACAAAGGUAGAACUACAUGUUCAUUUGGACGGGUCACUGAGAAUAACGACAAUUAUUGAAUUGGCCAAAAAGAAGGGAAUCCAUUUACCGUCGUAUGAUCCGAAGGUGUUUAAAGAAUAUGUCAGUUUGAAAGAACCAAAGUCCUUGACAUGUUUCCUACAUUGUUUCAGUUAUUUUAUCCCCGUAAUUGCUGGUGAUCCCGUAGCACUGGAAAGAAUAGCUUAUGAAUUUUGUGAAGACAAGGCAAAUGAUGGUGUGUUAUAUUGUGAAGCUCGCUAUUGUCCUCAUAUUUUAGCCAACUGUGAAGUUGCUGGAACUGUAUAUGCACAUGAUGACAAUAAUGAUUGCCCUCCAAGAAGAGUUGUUGAUAGCAUAUGUAAAGGUUUUGAACAGGGAUGCAAAGAGUUUGGUGUGAAAAUACGAACUAUAUUAUGUUGCAUGCGACAUAAACCUGAGUGGUCCUUGGAAAUAGUUGAUCUUUGUGAGGAAUUUAGGAAUCGUCAUGUUGUAGGACUAGACAUUGCUGGUGAUGAAUCAAUGGGAGAGAUUCCUGCUAUGAAGGAACAUGUAUUAGCUUUUCGGGUACCAUCUAUCUAUUUAUUGUUGACUUUACAUUGCUGUACACAAUGUCAGAAUACGCAUGUCCCUAAAUUUUCCCUAAAGAUUAUCUUUUUGUUUAACUGUCAUAAUAUUUUUGUUUUUAUAAAGAGAGCCAAAGAACUUGGAAUUCAUAGAACAGUACAUGCAGGAGAGGCAGGUCCUGCUGCUAGUGUUCAUGAAGCCAUUUUUCUUCUUCAUGCAGAGCGAAUAGGCCAUGGUUAUAAUGUUUUACAAGAUCCUGCAUUAUAUAAACUGGUUAUCAACAAGAAAAUUCAUUUGGAACUGUGUCCAACUUCAAGUAUCAUAACUGGAGCAGUUCCUGGGCCAUUUCAUAAACAUCCUGCCAUAAAAUUUGCCAGAGAUGGAGCAAACUUCUCUCUCAAUACUGACGAUAUGUUGGUUUGUCAAACAAAUAUGAAUCAUGAAUUUAACAUUGCUUUUAAUGAAAUGAAAUUUAGUGCUGCUAUGCUAGCAAAAGCUACAUUCAAUGCUGCCAGGUCAAGUUUUUUACCACCAAAGGAGAAAGAAGGACUGAUUGAAGAAUUAAAAGUCAUUUAUGGUGCAACAUUGUGUUCUGAAGGUGUGGACAAAUAAUAGGAUUAUUAAAUGAAUAAUUUUUAGCCAAACAUUAUUUUUUAAUUUUAGAUUCAUAUAUUUCAAUUCAAUUUUA
Molecule: messenger RNA, 1461 nt
Organism: Xenia sp. Carnegie-2017
Lineage: Eukaryota; Metazoa; Cnidaria; Anthozoa; Malacalcyonacea; Xeniidae
Product: adenosine deaminase-like
Exons: 9
Coding region: 177-1385 (402 amino acids)
Biological process (GO): hypoxanthine salvage; negative regulation of adenosine receptor signaling pathway; inosine biosynthetic process
Cellular component (GO): cytosol; external side of plasma membrane
Molecular function (GO): adenosine deaminase activity
Source: RefSeq, a predicted model, not a curated record